Morchella importuna is the source of this 405-nucleotide messenger RNA. RefSeq lists its product as uncharacterized. The transcript has 2 exons. The record is from RefSeq and is a predicted model, not a curated record. Lineage: Eukaryota; Fungi; Ascomycota; Pezizomycetes; Pezizales; Morchellaceae. Bases 1 to 405 code for a protein of 134 amino acids.
AUGGAGCUGCAGGAUGGGGAGGAGGAGGAGGGGGAGGAGGAGGGUGUGGGUGGAGGUGUGGGUGGAGGGGGAGGAGGGGUGGCGGGGGAGGGGCAGACGGAGAUAAUUGGGCAUCGGGUGGCGAUUCAGUAUUUGGCGGAGGUGAAUAGGUAUCUGAGGAGCUUGCCGGUCAGUGUGUUGAAGACGCCGAUGGGGAAGGAGGUGGCGGUCAGUGAGGCGAUUAGCAGCAAUAUGUUGGUCAUGGCGGGGAUUCCGCAACAGUUCCGAAAACGAAAAGCAGAGAGCAUGGCCGGAGGCCUGGGAGGAGAGAACGGCGCCAAUGGCAGCGGAGGCGGCGGCGGUGGUAGUGGUGGUGUGGCGGAUACGGGCGCUGAUAUCGCGGUGUAUACCAGCCGCUUCUUGUAA